Messenger RNA from Nematolebias whitei (Rio pearlfish), 1591 nucleotides. Its product is annotated as palmitoyltransferase ZDHHC14. Gene Ontology annotation, molecular function: protein-cysteine S-palmitoyltransferase activity. Gene Ontology annotation, biological process: protein targeting to membrane; peptidyl-L-cysteine S-palmitoylation. The record is from RefSeq and is a predicted model, not a curated record. The transcript has 9 exons. Lineage: Eukaryota; Metazoa; Chordata; Actinopteri; Cyprinodontiformes; Rivulidae. Gene Ontology annotation, cellular component: Golgi apparatus; endoplasmic reticulum. The coding region runs from base 1 to 1500 and encodes 499 amino acids.
AUGUCUGAGAUCCAGCAGACCGCUCCGGACGAACCGGGUCGGUACAGCCUGAUCUGCACCUCCCCGCCCUCCGCCGGCACCUCCCCGACCCCCGGCCCGGUCCAGCUCAGCCGAACCCCCCGCAGGAAGUGGCAGGUGUUCCCGGGGAGGAACCGGUUCUACUGCGACGGCAGGAUCAUGAUGGCCCGGCAGACCGGGGUCUUCUACCUGACCCUGGUCCUGAUCCUGCUCACCUGCGGCCUCUUCUUCACCUUCGACUGUCCCUUCCUGGCGUCCCACCUGACCCCGGCCAUCCCGGCGGUCGGCGCCGUCCUCUUCGUCUUCGUGAUGGGGAUGCUGUUCAGGGCGAGCUUCAGCGACCCCGGCGUCCUGCCGCGAGCCACGCCGGAGGAGGCCUCCGACCUGGAGAGGCAGAUCGACUCGGGCUGCUCCAAGCCCCCCCCUCGCACCAGAGAGGUCCUGAUCAACGGGCAGACGGUGAAACUGAAGUACUGCUUCACCUGUAAGAUCUUCAGGCCGCCGCGAGCGUCGCACUGCAGCCUCUGUGACAACUGUGUCGAGCGUUUCGACCAUCACUGUCCCUGGGUGGGGAACUGCGUCGGACGGAGGAACUACCGCUUCUUCUACCUCUUCAUCCUCUCCCUGUCCUUCCUCACUAUCUUCAUCUUCGCCUUCGUCAUCACGCACGUCAUCCUCAGAUCCAACCGAACCGGUUUCCUGAGCGCGCUGAAGGACAGUCCGGCCAGAUAUCCUUCACUCGUUCUGGAGGUGCUGGUCUGUUUCUUCUCCGUCUGGUCCAUCGUUGGCCUCUCGGGGUUCCACACCUACCUGAUCAGCUCCAACCAGACCACCAACGAGGACAUCAAAGGAACCUGGUCCACCAAGCGAGGGAAGGAGAACUUCAACCCCUACAGCUACGGAAACAUCCGGACCAACUGCUGCGCUGCUCUGUGUGGACCCCUGCCACCCAGUUUGAUUGACAGGAGGGGACUGAUCCGGGCCGACGCCCCACAGACCGUCUCCCAGUCCAACGAGACCGGCAACGGUGGCCACGCCUCCACUCAGCUCCACGGUCACAUGUGCAACCAGGAUCAGUGCAUCCAGAGCACCAAGUUCGUCCUGCAGGCCGCGGCCACGCCGCUGCUCCACAGCGACCCGGUGGUCCUGGCCCCGCUGCCCGGGAAAACCGCCAUGCUGGGGGGCCCCUGCCCCUACCUGGCCCCCCCGCAAGCGUCCCUUCCGUCCUGUGCCGGAGAUGUCCUGACCCUGAGGGACGCCGCCGUGGACGCCCACUGCCACCAUCACCUCCACCUGCACCACCACCAUCACUUUGUCAGCCCAGAAGAGACGCCCUGCGGGACUCCUCUGGGCGCCCUGCCGUGCCCCGCCCACCUGCACCUGCAGGCCCCGCCCCACCCGCCCGUCCUGUAUGACCCCGUCACUCAGGACGCCCUUCACGAGGACUCGGUCAGAGGACUGGUGAAGCUGAGCUCCGUCUGAGCUCCACGACACAUCUGUACAGAAAAACAGCUGCCGGUGGACAAACGACGGAUUCAAACGCCGACACGGAAAUGUCCCCCGAAGCUUCGAA